CGUGUGAUGCUGUCUUCAGGAAGAGUGAGGGAAAAGUCAUUGAAACCCGACUGCUACAAAAGCUGUGAAAUUCCUGGCGGAGAUUCUGCUUUCGGACUGAUGGGAUAAGGUUCUCGGUAUGUAUCUCGUGAUGUUUUCCUCUUUAUAUAUGGCCAUUUCAAGCGCUCGGUUGCUGGUCAUCGGUGGGUGCGUGCAGUGCCGGGAGGAGGCUGCGGGCGCCGCUGUUGACCGAGGAGGAGCGGUCGGGAGGUGGGAGCGGUGGAGGCAGCCCCGCCCGCUGCGGCGCGGCUCGCUGUCUGUCUGGGGUCUGUCUCGGCGGGCGGCGGGCUGCGAGCGUCCCCGCGGUGCGGAGCCGCGGUGCAGCGAGGCGGAGGGGCCGGCGGCGGCACCGGGCGGCAGCGGCGGUGCGGAGCCGGAGGCUGGGCCGGAGGCGGAGAGUGCUGUGUCUCGGCUGCGGGGCGGUGUGUGCGGGGCGGCGGCGGCGAUGCGGGCGUUGGGGAAGCGGUGGGGCCGGCGGGAGCGAGCGCUGCUGUGGUGCGUGCUGGGGGCGGUGUGGGAGGCGGCGUGGGGGCAGCUGCGCUACUCGGUGCCCGAGGAGAUGCCCAAGGGCUCCUUCGUGGGCGACGUGGCCAAGGACCUGGCGCUGCAGCUGCCAGCGCUUCGCGAACGCGGGGUUCGCCUCUUGAACAGAGGUAGAAUACAGCAUUUUGAGUUGCACAGGAAGACGGGACAUUUAGUGACGGCGGAGAGGAUCGACAGAGAGCAGCUGUGCCGGCUGGUGGAGAAAUGCGUGCUGCGCUGUGAAGUGGUAGUGGAGGGGGACAUGCAAGUUUACGGAAUGGAAGUGGAAAUCACGGACAUUAACGACUACACACCCAGCUUUGAAGAGUCAGAAACGCAAGUGAGGAUGAGCGAAAUGACAGCCCCGGGAUCUCGAUUUUCCCUACCUGAGGCUCACGACCCAGACUUGGGACGGAAUUCCGUACAGAGCUACGAGCUGAGCGGCGACGAGCACUUCUCGCUGUCGGUACAGGCGGACCCCGGCGGGGCUGAGCGUCCCGAGCUGGUGCUGGCCAAGGCUCUGGACCGGGAGGCAGCGGCAUCGCACGAUCUGGUGCUGAGGGCGAUGGACGGCGGCGAGCCAUCCCGGACGGGCACGGCGCGUCUCCGCGUGACGGUGCUGGACGCCAACGACAACGCGCCCGUGUUCAGCCAGGCGGAGUACACGGUGCGUGUGCCGGAGGACGUGCCCGUGGGCUCCACCCUCGUCACCCUCACGGCCACGGACGCCGACGAAGGGACCAAUGGGCACGUAAAAUACUCUCUGAAGAAAAUCACAGGGAAAGCUUCGAAUGUCUUCCAACUGGACAGCCAGACAGGAGUGAUGAAAUUGUUACGGAGCCUGGACUUCGAGGAAGGCGAAUCCUACGAACUGGAAGUGCAGGCACAUGAUGGAGGAGAACUCUUUGACACGGCCAAAGUUACCAUCACAGUGACAGACGUGAACGACAACGCGCCCGAUCUGACAGUUUCCUCCACUCUGAAUGAGAUUUCAGAGGAUGCCCCGCCGGGGACGGUGGUGGCUCUGCUGCACGUCCAGGACCUGGACUCAGGACCUAACGGUGAGGUGCGGUGCAGCAUGGCCGAGACUGUCCCGUUCCGUCUGGAGAAGUCGUUUGAGGACUACUAUCGCGUGGUGACGUCACGGGAGCUGGACCGGGAGGAGGUGUCGGAGUAUAACGUGACGGUGCGGGCGUCGGACGGCGGGACGCCGCCACGGUGGAGCAGCGCGGUGUUGUGCCUGCGGGUGCUGGACGUGAACGACAACUCGCCGGUGUUCUCGGAGGCGCGGUACAGCGCCCGCGUGCGGGAGAACAACGCGGCGGGGGCGCUGCUGCUGCGGGUGCGGGCGCGGGACGCGGACUGGGGCACGAACGCGCGCGUGCGGUACCGCCUGUGUGAAGGCGUCGUGCGGGGCGCGGCGCUGUCGUCGUACGUGUCGGUGGAGGCGGAGACGGGCGCGCUGUACGCGCUGCGGUCGUUCGACUACGAGGAGGUGCGCGAGGUGGGGCUGUGGGUGCGGGCGGAGGACGGCGGGUCGCCGUCGCUGAGCAGCAACGCGUCGGUGCGCCUGGAGAUCGUGGACGAGAACGACAACGCGCCGCAGGUGCUGUACCCGCCGUCGUCGGGCUCGGGCUCGUCGGGGUCGGUCGUGGAGCUGGCGUCGCGGUCGUGGGAGCCCGGCUCGCUGGUGGCCAAGGUGGUGGCGGUGGACGCGGACGCGGGUCAGAACGCGUGGCUGUCGUACGAGCUGUGGAAGGCGACGGAGCCGGGGCUGUUCCGCGUGGGGCUGCACAGCGGCGAGGUGCGCACGGCGCGCUCGGCUCUGGCCCGCGACGCGUCGCGGCACAGCGUGGUGGUGGUGGUGAAGGACCACGGGCGGCCGGCGCUGUCGGCCACGGCCACGCUGACGGUGGUGCUGGCCGAGAGCGUGGCCGAGCUGCUGUGGGAGCUGGGCAGCGCGGCGGCGGCCGUGCCGGGCGAGGCGUCCGGCGGGCUGACGCGGUGGCUGGUGGUGGCCGUGGCGGCCGUCUCCUGCCUCUUCCUCGCCUUCCUGCUGCUGCUGCUGGCGCUGCGCCUGCGCCGCUGGCGCCGCUCGCAGCUGCUGCCGCCGCCGGGCAGCGGAGCCUUGCGCGCCGUCCCGGGCUCGCCCUUCGUGGGCCUCGACGGCGUGCGCGCCUUCCUGCGCUCCUACUCGCACGAGGUGUCGCUCACCGCCGACUCGCGCAAGAGCCGGCUCCGCUUGUCGCCCGACAGCGCCUGCGACACGCUGCCGGCCCGCCCGCCGCCCGCCGAGCCCAAGCCGCUGCUCGACGAGGACCCCGACGCCGCCCGCCGCGCCCCCUCUGCCGCUGCCCCGGUGAGUUAA
Molecule: messenger RNA, 2929 nt
Organism: Cuculus canorus (common cuckoo)
Lineage: Eukaryota; Metazoa; Chordata; Aves; Cuculiformes; Cuculidae
Product: protocadherin gamma-A5-like
Biological process (GO): homophilic cell-cell adhesion
Cellular component (GO): plasma membrane
Molecular function (GO): calcium ion binding
Source: RefSeq, a predicted model, not a curated record